Hyla sarda is the source of this 3877-nucleotide messenger RNA. RefSeq names its product proline and serine rich 1 (gene PROSER1). The coding region runs from base 410 to 3199 and encodes 929 amino acids. The transcript is spliced from 16 exons. The record is from RefSeq and is a predicted model, not a curated record. NCBI's taxonomy places the organism in Eukaryota, Metazoa, Chordata, Amphibia, Anura, Hylidae.
CGGGUUAAUCAGCAGCCCCGCUUCCUCUGCUGUCAUGUGACUUCAGCUCUCCAUUAACGUCAUCACAUUGCGACGGUAGUGCUGCCUGCACUGGGGGGUCCCUGAGGGUUGUCGCUACUUACGACAAUAACGUGGUUUCUAUGAACUCCCUGCAGCGAUCUGGUGUGGAGUAUGAAGUCGGCCAUUAGGACACAAGGCAGGCAUUCAUGAAGAGUUCUCUCCAUUCGCUCAGCUGUUGACCGAUGACUCUGACAGGUGAAGACAUCUCGCAGCGAUCAUGGGCUCCCCACACUUCUAACACUGAGGUGUGAUCUGUAAUACCUGGAAGCCCAGGAACCCAAGAAGAAUAAAACACACUCAACUUUUAGAUUUUUGCACUGUAACCUGUUGGAAGGAAUAAAGCACAACCAUGGAUAAGAAGUCAUUCGAGAUGGUGCUUGAUGAAGUUAGGAAGGCUGUUGUUACGGAUUAUAAAGUCAAGGCCUUGGAACACGUACAUGGAUAUUUUUCAUGUGAACAGGUAGUUGAAUUACUAAGAUACUUCUCGUGGUCAGUUCCUCAGCUGAAGGCAGUGAAGGCGAUGCAGAAUAAAAUGGUCGCCAUCCCCGCUACAAAGGUAGUGAAUAUACUGAAGUGCUUCACCUUCAGCAAAGACAGACUGAGCGCCCUGGAGCUGCUGGCGGUGAAUAUUCAAGAUGCAUCAAAUUAUAAGCCAAUUGAAGAACUGUUUAAAAUAAACUUAUCCGAAAAGAAACGCUGCAGACGAAUCCUGGAACAGGCUACAAAGAGAGGCUGCAAAGCCCCCAAUGCUAUGAUUUCUUCAUGCGGGAUGAUCCCUGGAAAUCCCUACCCUAAGGGGAGACCAAGUCGCAGUCAUGGAAUAUUUCCUGGAACCCCAAUAAAGAAAGAAGGAGAAGAGACGAAUGAGGGCAAGGGCAUUGCUGCCAGAAUUCUUGGGCCAUGUAAGCCGCCACCCUCUACAUAUAAUCCUCACAGACCAGUACCAUACCCAAUUCCACCGUGUCGUCCUCACCCAACUAUCGCACCAAAUUGCUAUGGGAAGACAGUGGCGGUAAAGAAGGAGCAGUCAAACUUAAAUACCUCUGGAGAAGGUCAAACUUUAUCUGAAGGGGGAGGGUCAACAAGCCUUAGUACCAGUUGUCGCGAUUGGUCUAAGACAAACGAGAAUAACAGUGCAUACGUCAAUGGUAGUCUCAUUCCAAACUUACCUCCUGGAAGUUUACCUCCUGCUUAUUCUACUAAUCCACCCGCACUAGCCUUAGGAAUUGAAGAUCCUGCUGCUCAAGGAAAAUCUACACCCAGUCAAGCUGCUGCUGCUCCAGCGAACCCUCUUGCUUCUCCACAUGGAAGCAAUUCCUCUGCUCCCCCAACACCUGCUGCAACACCGGCCCCUUCUGCUUCUCCCGCUAAAGCAUUAAACCCUCCGUCCACUCCUACAACUCCACUUCCGGGAAUGAACAUGUCUUCUCCUCUAGCAGCAUUUCCAGUGCAAGCUCCUUCAAUGCCAUCUCCUAAACCAUCUACACCCACACCGACAGUGAUUAAAAGUGCUCAGAUGUCCUCUAGUGCCCCUGGGCAAACAGUAAGCUCUCCUACAACAUCAAGUCCCUCACUAUUCCCCAGUCUUCCUACUGCCAUUCCAACCCAAUCGACUUCCUCCACAUCCUGUGCUAAUCCUGGGCCCAGUGAUACAAUGUCAUCCUUUCCACUUGCAGGACUUCCAUUUUCUGCUACGUCUUCUACAACCACUGUAAGCAAUGCUAUGAUGCCAUCUAUAUUCGCUGGUCUCCCAUUGCCGCUAAAUCCUGCUUUUCCGGGCAUGGCUAGCCCAACUCUGUCUGAUAUUGCUGGAGUUGCUGGACAAUUAGGCAAUCCUUUGCUGUCUGUUUUAAAGGGAUUUUUAGCUUCAAAUGAUCCAGCAGGGUUGAUGAAUUCGCCUUCGCUGCCUGCACCAGGACUGUUGCCAUUUUCAAGUCUUCCAAAUACAGAUUCGGUCUCCGCAGUGAACAAGUCUUUUACUCCUCCAUGUUCGACCCCAACACCUCAGAGAACCGCCACUCCAGGAAUGUCCAUAUUUUCAGGCUCCUCUUCACUUUCAAAUCCUACUUCUACUUCUGCAUCAAUACCAGGACAACCUAUGUUGGCCACUCCGUCUCCUCUUAGUUGUUCAUCCAUAGUUCCACAAGCCCAGAAUGCACCCAGCUCAAUGUCAGAACAAAAUCUUUCAUCUUCACCAUCCGCAACCAAUAUCAUGACUAAAACUGAACCAGCUAGUCCAUCACCUUCUGCGUUCAAGGGUCCAUCACGUUCAGCAACACCUUCUCUUGGUUCUCUAGGGUUACCCCCAGUUCUAGGCCAUGGUUUCCCAGGCUUGUCCAAUUCAAUGAACCCAGGAUUGUCAGCGCUUUCCUCAAUCAAUGGAAAUUUAGGCAGCCCCAACCUGUCUUCAUUAGCUUUGGGCACUUCUGCAGUAUUUCCAGGUUUCCCAUCAUUAUCCAAUGGAUCUCCAUUUGCAGGUAGCCCAGUUCUUACUCCAUCUGUUCCAAUGCUAACGUCUGCCGGCGCAAUUGCUAGUGCAACUCCACCUUUAACAUCGGCUGUGUUCCCCGGCCUCUCAGCAUCCGCUGCAGCGGCGGUUUCGCAGUUUCCAUUGAACCUAUCCACUGCAGUCCCUUCACUGUUUCCUGUGCCACAACCAUCCUUGGUCUCAUCCAAUCCAUCUUUUCCUGGAUUUCCAGUUUCUAGUACACCAUCAGUCAACUCCUCCAUAUCUGCUCUUCCAUCCUUCCCUGGACUGCAGCCUCCAUGUUCAUUGUCAGGAGUUCCUUCAGUGCCCGCAGCUGCCUCUGCUCCAUCUCCAGCCUCUGUUCUACCAGGAUUCGCCUCUGCUUUUAGUUCCAACUUCAAUUCUGCUCUUGUGGCACAAGCCGGGCCUUCAGCUUUUCCUCUUCUUUCUCUCUCUGGUCUUCCUGGAUUCCCACAGAAUCCUUCUCAGUCAUUGCAAGGGCUCCAGCAGAGCGCAGCAGCAGCCGCCGCGACACAAUCGGCUCUAUUACAGGCACAUUCAGCGUCCCUGGAAGGAUUCUCCGCGCAGGCAGAUGCCUUUGCCGGUUUUCCCACAGGACCCGGUACGCCCUUUCCGCUUCAACCAGGAUUGCCCCAGCGCGGCUGGCAAUAAUGGAGAAACUCUUCUAGCCCACAACACUUCAGCGAGGUUCUUCUAUGUUGCCGUCUUUUAGGUUCUGGAUUUAUGCUUAGCUUUUAAACAAGACUAGCGUCUGAAGGUUUUUAUCGUAACGGGUAGGCAUGAACUGACACCAGUAUCAUGACAAUACUAGCCUAUGGGUCUAAAUUAUUUUUAUGUCUUUUUAGUAAUUUUUUUUUAAUAUUCUUUUAGCUCAUGAAAUGUAGUAUACCUCACACCUUUUUGGUGAGUUUUAAUAGGGCAUGUAAUUUACCGCAUAAUAAUGUAAAAAAAAAAAAAAUUCACAGAAUUGUUACAGGUUUUAGUCCUAGUUUUUAAAGCCGAUCUGUAUAUAUUUUAGUGUUCAUUGUGAUUUAGGGGAUCAGUUUACAGAUAUCCUCAUAGGACUGUGGGACAUUUGCACCAUAUUACCAGUCUGGCCUUGGAUAGUGAGAAAAUGGUCCACAGCCAGGAGACAUCAGAAGGCUAAGAUUAUGUCACUAUGGCUAACGUCUUUAUUUCUGGAUAACACUAAAGCUGGCCAUAGACAUGAGAUACCUGUCAAUCAUCCCAGGUGCACCAGGUAAACAACAUUGGGUUGCUUUAAGGGGUACUCCUGUGGAAAACUUUUUUUUUUUUUUUUUUAUCAACUGGUGCCAGAAAGUUAAACAG